This is a messenger RNA of Myiozetetes cayanensis, 6080 nucleotides long. It is a transcript of the gene KDM1A, whose product is annotated as lysine demethylase 1A. The transcript has 20 exons. Lineage: Eukaryota; Metazoa; Chordata; Aves; Passeriformes; Tyrannidae. Gene Ontology annotation, cellular component: nucleus. Bases 372 to 2624 code for a protein of 750 amino acids. Gene Ontology annotation, molecular function: flavin adenine dinucleotide binding; oxidoreductase activity; protein binding. Gene Ontology annotation, biological process: regulation of DNA-templated transcription. The record is from RefSeq and is a predicted model, not a curated record.
UGCCUGUUACUUCCUUUUCUUCCUUGUCACUAUUUAGAGUAGAUCUCUGCAGUUCUUGUAGCUUGUAGAUUGUAGAUUUCGUAUCUACCUCCUGAACAAGAGUUCCAUUCUGCUCCAGUCACCUCUCAGCUCUGGAAUUGUCAGUGUGUGCUGCUGACCUGCCUGCUCACAUUCCUGCUGGGCAGACAUCUGGAACACAUCAUCUACACCUUGCAGACCUACAGCCUCCAGUUGCUUCCUGUCUUCCUGAGAAUGGUUGAAAUCACCCCUGAGUCUUCUUGUGCAGCUUCUGCCUUCCAGGUCCUCAAUACUCCUAUAGUGUCUACACAGCCAGUACAAACCGGCUUCAUGACAAGGUGGAGUACAGAGAGAUGGAUGAGAGUCUUGCAAACCUGUCAGAAGAUGAGUAUUACUCUGAAGAAGAGAGAAAUGCUAAAGCUGAGAAAGAGAAAAAACUACCCCCACCACCUCCACCAGCUCCUGCAGAAGAAGAGAAUGAAAGUGAGCCAGAGGAGCCAUCUGGGCAAGCAGGAGGACUUCAAGACGACAGUUCUGGAGGGUAUGGAGACGGCCAAGCAUCAGGUGUGGAGGGUGCAGCUUUCCAGAGUAGACUUCCACAUGACCGUAUGACAUCUCAAGAAGCUGCCUGCUUCCCUGAUAUAAUCAGUGGGCCACAGCAGACUCAGAAGGUGUUUCUGUACAUCAGGAACCGCACCCUGCAGCUCUGGUUGGAUAACCCAAAGAUUCAGCUGACGUUUGAAGCAACUAUCCAACAAUUAGAAGCACCUUAUAAUAGUGACACGGUGCUCGUUCACAGAGUUCACAGCUACCUGGAGCGGCAUGGGCUGAUCAACUUUGGGAUCUACAAAAGAGUGAAGCCUCUUCCAACCAAGAAGACUGGAAAGGUGAUCAUUAUCGGUUCUGGAGUCUCUGGGUUGGCAGCAGCUCGCCAGUUGCAGAGUUUUGGAAUGGAUGUCACAGUUCUGGAAGCCAGAGACCGAGUGGGAGGAAGAGUCGCCACCUUUCGCAAAGGGAACUACGUUGCUGAUCUGGGAGCAAUGGUGGUGACAGGACUGGGAGGAAAUCCCAUGGCUGUGGUCAGCAAACAAGUGAAUAUGGAAUUGGCAAAGAUCAAACAAAAAUGCCCACUUUAUGAAGCAAAUGGACAAGCUGUUCCCAAAGAGAAAGAUGAAAUGGUGGAGCAAGAAUUUAACCGUCUGCUGGAAGCCACAUCCUAUCUCAGUCAUCAGCUGGAUUUUAAUGUUCUCAAUAAUAAACCUGUCUCUCUAGGUCAGGCUCUGGAGGUUGUCAUACAGUUGCAGGAGAAGCAUGUGAAGGAUGAACAGAUAGAACACUGGAAAAAAAUUGUGAAAACACAGGAAGAAUUGAAAGAUCUUCUUAACAAGAUGGUGAAUUUAAAAGAGAAGAUUAAAGAACUUCAUCAGCAGUACAAGGAAGCAUCAGAUGUGAAGCCACCUCGGGAUAUUACAGCGGAGUUCCUUGUGAAAAGCAAACACAGAGAUCUCACUGCACUUUGCAAGGAGUAUGAUGAAUUGGCAGAAACACAAGGAAAGCUGGAAGAGAAAUUACAAGAACUGGAAGCAAAUCCACCAAGUGAUGUUUAUUUGUCAUCAAGAGACAGACAAAUACUUGACUGGCAUUUUGCAAACCUAGAAUUUGCUAAUGCUACACCCCUCUCUACACUUUCACUGAAGCACUGGGACCAGGAUGAUGAUUUUGAAUUCACAGGCAGUCACUUGACUGUGAGGAAUGGAUAUUCCUGUGUGCCUGUAGCCUUGGCAGAAGGGUUGGAUAUCAAAUUAAACACAGCAGUUCGACAGGUUCGCUACACAGCAUCAGGCUGUGAAGUAAUAGCUGUAAAUACACGAUCUACCAGCCAGACCUUCAUUUAUAAGUGUGAUGCUGUGCUGUGCACUCUGCCCUUAGGAGUGUUGAAACAGCAGCCUCCAGCAGUUCAGUUUGUGCCCCCUCUUCCAGAGUGGAAAACUUCUGCAGUGCAGCGUAUGGGAUUUGGCAACCUGAACAAGGUUGUGUUAUGUUUUGAUCGUGUCUUCUGGGAUCCGAGUGUCAAUUUGUUUGGCCAUGUUGGGAGCACUACUGCAAGCAGAGGAGAACUCUUCCUCUUUUGGAACCUGUACAAAGCGCCAAUUUUGUUGGCCUUAGUAGCAGGAGAAGCAGCGGGGAUCAUGGAGAACAUCAGUGAUGAUGUCAUCGUUGGUCGGUGCCUCGCUAUCCUCAAGGGCAUAUUUGGCAGCAGUGCUGUGCCCCAGCCUAAAGAGACCGUGGUGUCCCGCUGGCGAGCCGACCCCUGGGCCCGGGGGUCAUACUCCUAUGUAGCAGCUGGAUCCUCUGGAAAUGACUAUGAUUUGAUGGCUCAGCCAAUUACUCCAGGUCCAGCCAUUCCAGGUGCUCCACAGCCCGUUCCACGCCUGUUCUUCGCGGGAGAGCACACCAUCCGCAACUACCCCGCCACGGUGCACGGGGCGCUGCUGAGCGGGCUACGCGAGGCCGGGCGCAUCGCAGACCAGUUCCUGGGGGCCAUGUACACCCUGCCGCGCCAGCCCGCGCCCCCUGCGCCCCCGCAGCAGGCGGCCAGCCUGUGAGGGCAGGGAGCCUCAGCACAAGAACCCCACGGUGCUGCUGCUGUGGAUCUGGGAUGGAGACACUCCCACAGUCCCCGGCAGAGUCUGGGAGAGGACCUGAGUUACUGCACAACGCUGGUGUGAGAAUGGCCUUACAGAAGCUCGCUGAGCCCUGGGCUUGGCAGCCUUCUAAAAACCUUAGAGCUGUUUGAAGGGACAGUGUAAACAGAAUCCUUUACUGUGAAGCUGGUGAGGGACUUUGGUUCUGCAGAUACUUUUUGAAAGUCAAGCUUAUAGCUGGAGGUUUUUUAGGAUGGGUUUUUUUUCUACCUAUGUGUGUAUUUACAAUUUGGUAAUUGCACAAAGCCCUCUAAAAGCUGGUUGCUACAAAUAGUAACUUAGUGUAGAAUUUAUGUAAACUUCUUUGUGGUUUUUCUGUGGUUUUGUUUUGAAGACUAAUAUUUUUGACCAAUUCUAUUCCUGUCUGGUUUUGAGAAUUUGGGGCAACUGUUUACCUAUCAGUAACAGCAAAUCACAUUCCUUUCAAAAUAGUCCAUUGGCUGCUACACCAUCUGCAUCCUGUUGUAGAGAGUAAGUUGGUAUCAUUGAGCAUGCUAAGCAUACUGUUUUAUUAAAUACUUUCAACAAAAGAAAUCUUCAGAAUUGGAUAUUUUUAAGUUAAAAAUGAGAAAAAAAUAUUAGCAUUUGUUUAUAUCAUUCAUCCUCCUGACCAUGUCUUCUGGUUGCUUUCUCCUGACAUGUUGAGGUCUGUGAGAAAGGGCUUAUGUGGCCAGGGUAUUGGGCUGUGAAGGGGACAGAGAUUAGAGGUGUCAAGUACUAAACCCAUUGGAAGUGGUUGGAGAGACCCUUUAUGCCAAAUCUCCAUCUAAAUCAGUGUUACCUUCCUCAGGUCUCUGACUUUGCAAAUGUUGUUGCUACUUGAGCCCUUGAUGAAAAGGGUUAGUAUUGAGCAACACCACUCAUUCUUGCCAUGCCUUCCAGGGACAAGAGAGACUUGUCAUGGUUGGUUAGAAAAGUGCCAUUAAAGGGGGGCAGGACUUGAAAGUCCAGCAAGGCAUGGAGGAGGAGUGUCUAGGGGUGAAGGAGAGUAAAUAGGGAGUCGUUUGAAACUCAAGAGUUGCUGCCUUAUGCUCAUCAACACCACUAUCCAGGGAAACUUGUUCCAGGAUGACAGAUGUGACAGACCUUUAAAAUCCACCAGCAGCUGAGGUCCUCUUGGCUACUCUGACUGAAGAUGGGAAAAGAAUUGGGGUGCUGUGCCACACAUAUGCGAUGUAAUUGGGUCUCCAUAUUUGUAGGGUGGUUUGUUGUUGGGAUUCAUGAUGGUGCUGUCUCUGUCAUGACAUCCUGUGUGCUCUAGCAAAGUGUCAGAAACUCUUAAAAGCACUUCAGGCCCGCUAGAAAAUAAAAUAGUCCUGAACUUACUGUAGUCAAAGGUGUCUUUUUCCAGACAAAUGCCAGGCUGCUUCUGCAUGGUCUGAAGUGUGUGAGUUACUGUCACUGCAGCUACUCCGUAAGUAUCAGACUGCUGAAUCUCUGCUCAGCAACAGGAGCCAGUGCUUUCUGAGCUGUGGGUGGUGGAGGAUGCAGUUUGGAGUGUGGCUGCAGUUCUCCCAUGUGCUCUGCUGGCCUUCAUGAAGCCCUGCACACCCCCUCGAAUGUUUCCUGUGUGCCCCUUGGCCCGGAGGGACUGGAAUCUCCCGAUCUCUGCAGCGCUUCGUGCUCGUUUUGGGUCAGCAGAGGUAACGUGCCUGUUGAAUGGGUAAGGAUUUAAAAUACCACUUCCCUGGAUUUUGGGUUGGGUGUGACCUGCAGGUCCUUAUGGCUGAAGUGUGCAGACUCUGCCUGUUUUCAGAAGCAGCUGAGAUGCUGCAGCUUUUGAAGAAAACAAAUUACCAUUUAUUGGCAACUCACCACAGUUCUGGAGGUGGCUGGACCAUUUGAGGAGGAAGGAUAGCCAAGCUGCUCCUUAAAGGAGGACCUGGAAUCUGGCCUGGGAUGGGAAUGGCUGCAGCUGGUAAGAUUUUGGUAGGCCUGAGGGCACUUGGAAAAGCUCCACCUGAGAGCAUGGAGCUAGUAGAAGAGCAUGAAGGAAACAGUAAGGGGUGGUCUUGUCUGAGCCUCCAUCUCCCUCCAGGAGUCAUGUUCAGGCCUACUUGGCUUUAUUGCAGAGUCAAAGAAUCAUUAAUGUUGAAAGAGACCUACAAAGGUCAUCCAGUCCAACCAUCCACCCAGCACCACCACUGUAACCCCUUUAAUGUGUAACCACAUUACCCAGCACCAGAACCAGGUGCCUCUUGAGCACCUUCAGGGAUGGUGACUCCACCUCCCCGUGCAACUUAUUCCAAUGCCUGACUGCUGGAACAGUGAAACAAUUUUUUUUUAAUAUCCCAUUUGAAUUUCCCAUCUUAGCUUAGGGCCAUUUCCUGUGGUGCUCUCACGGCAGAACAGACCGGUCCCCCCUCACCCCAGCCUCGUGUCAGGGAUUGUGGAGGGCGAUGAGGUCCCCCCUGAGCCUCCCCCACAGCAAACAAACCCAGCUCCCUCAGCCCUUCCUCAUAAGACUUGUUUUUCUAGAUCUUUCCCGAGCCUUGUUGCCCUUCCCUGGACGUGCUCCAGUCUGAAAAGAAUGAACAGGCCUUCCCUUCCCUUCCCUGUGGAGUCAAGGCUACCACGCAAUACAAACGUGACUGUUCUAUCUGGGGUUUUGGGGGUUUUCUUUGAGCUGUGGCUGCCGUGCCUGACUUGGUGCUGUCUGUGAGCUUGGGUAGUGUGUUAACAGAGUCUUUGGGGACCGAAGGCAUUGCAUAUCCUUAAACCUCCUUUGCAUAUCCUGAUGACACCACACAGAAUUCCAGUUGAAGCUGAGUGCAGAGAACUGUGGCAGGUGCAGUCGCUCCAGCAGGAACUGAGUCCUCCAGCCAGUGCCUGCCACUGACCUGUGUUGUGACUGGCAUCAGGUGUGUGGUGCUGACUCUGCAGGCUGACCCCAUCACCCCUGCCUGGCAGCUGUGGUGGGGCAAAAGGUCAGACCCCGGCCAGAGGGGUUAAUGUGAAUUUACCUGACCACAGAUGCAGAUCAUAGUGGGCUGUAGCUCUGCCAGUUGAGUCAGCCCUCAGAGCAACAGGUGGGGCUGGGGCCUUCCCGGGGGUUGGGAUCCACUCAAGGGAGCUCCUCAGAGUCAGUAGCCUUCGUGAGAGCACAUUUUGGGUUACUCUUGUAAUAUCUUGGGAAUUCUUAUCCCAGGCCAUGUGAAUUCCACUGGGCAUCAUGAAUCUUAGUGCCAUGGUCUGGUAGCCACGGCAGUUGUGGAUCAAGGGUUGCACUUGAUGAUCUCAGAGGUCCUUUCCAACCUGGCUGAUUGUAUGGUUCUAUGAUCUGUAUUCAAGUGUUGGCAGAAUUUUAAUUGGUAUAUUUGGUUUCACAGUUUAUAAAAUAAAUCUUGCUUGAAUAUA